CGUGGGCACAAUGUAGCAGUGAAUUAGAUAUUGUACUGGACAUACUGGAAAAGAACAGUUACAGUAUCGUAUUGAACUCAAAAGACCUUGACUUUUGCCAACAUUCUCUAUUGAGACGUUUUUGCAGUAGGAAAGUCAGAGCAAAACCAAAGGAUCAUGGCAAAAUCUAAAAGUGUGUCACACCAUCUGGAGUUCUGAUUUUAAACAGGUCAUGGAUAUCUCAAAGCAGUGUUGAUGGUUUGUAAUACAUGGCUGGCACAUCAAUGAUGGCUGGAAGAGCCUGGUCGGUUGGUGUUCCUUGCAAAAAUGGAUAGCAGGGUGGUGGCGUUAGAGUCUGUCCUGCUGGUGGAUGGUGGGGAGACCAUUGUGGUGCAAGGGCUGUGGGUGGCUCCUAGUGUGAGUGGCCAGGGGAUUACUGGUGCCAUCCAGAGAUAUGUGACAGUGUAUUCCUGCAGUCACUCUCCACAGGUCACUUGCCCGAAGACUGUGCCGAGGACACGACCCCACACCUGAAAAACUGUAUAGAUGUCAUCUGUUGGCCAAAGAGGUGGUCUACCCCUCCCCAUUCGACUGUAAGCCAAUGGAGGGCGUCUGAGAGCUACUCUUUGCUGUUUCACUCAGGAGUGAAAGAGAAGCAGGGAGUGCAGAGAUGGAUCUCAGAAAAGGAUCUUCUGUUGCCCUCUCCGGGUGGCCAUCUGAAGUGCAGAUGAACCCAGUUUAUGUCCCUGGCCUGGAGGUAAAGCUGGGAGCACUGGUUGUUCUUUUCUCCAUCACACUGGUCUGUGGCUUCGCCCCUUUGUGCUUAGUCAGGGGGGCAGGGAGGUGCAAUGUAGACCCAGAAACGCGUCACAAGGUAGUGAGCUUGGUGAGCUGCUUCGCUGGAGGAGUGUUCUUUGCUACUUGCCUUCUGGACCUGGUGCCUGACUACCUAUCUGGGAUCAAUGAAGCAUUUAGUAGCCUGGGCAUCACACUUCAGUUCCCUCUACCUGAGUUUAUCAUAGCCAUGGGAUUCUUCUUGGUCCUGGUGCUGGAGCAAAUAGUCUUGGCCCUCAGAGACCGAUCGGCGGGCCACUCUGAAGAAAGACGCGCACUAUUGGUGGACUCCAGCGUCCAAUCACAUGACAGAGAUGGCCGGAGACACUCCCACCACUCCCAUGGUAGGGAGGAAUUAGGGGGAGAGGAUGCCCACUUCCAUGUGGACUUUAACUCCACCUCGGCCAUCCGGGCCUUCAUUCUAGUAUUUUCCUUAUCUCUGCACUCAGUGUUCGAGGGUCUGGCUGUGGGGUUACAGGAGGACAGUCAAGAGGUGCUGGAGAUCUGUGUUGCUCUACUCCUCCACAAGAGCAUCAUCUCUUUCAGUCUAGCCCUAAAGCUGGCCCAGGGCAAGCUGCGGCGGGCAGCCGUGGUAGGUUGCCUCCUGCUCUUUGCCCUCAUGUCCCCAAUGGGCAUUGGGCUGGGCAUUGCCCUCACCGAGACCAAGUCAUCCCCCCAGCACCAGCUGGCCAGGUCCACCUUAGAAGGCCUGGCGUCUGGCACCUUUAUGUAUAUCACCUUCAUGGAGAUCCUGCCCCAUGAGCUAAGCUCCCCGCAGAACCGCAUCCCCAAGGUGGCCAUGAUUCUCACUGGGUUCGCAGUGGUCACUGGGAUGCUGUUCAUCAAAAUGUAAAUAUUCUGUAGAUCAAUUCUUUGGGUCUGAUUUGAUCAAAAACAAAAACAAAUUUUCUCUUGUGCCGUGAGAAUGCAAUUUGGACUGAUAAGCAUUAAACAACGUUUACAGCAUGAGACCAAAAUAUACUCAAGCGUGUCAUUAAUUCAAACAAGUUUUCUUAAGGUGCAGGGUGAAUGCUGGUUUGCCUUACACUGGAAACUUUAUUCUUUUCGUUUUAAUAUGUAGAUGAAUGUUAUUCAUUCAGAUUUAAAAAAUGAUAUAUGCUAAUCCUGCCAUGCUUUGAAAUUAACAUCAUAUAACGUUUUCUAUUUUAGAUAUGAGAAUUUGAAUGUAUCUAUUUUUUAUAUAAACAAUGACAUGCUUCACAAACGGCUUUCUGUAUACCGUGAUGUGGUCAAAAUUACCUGAUUUAAAGAAAGGUAAUAUGAGCAUUAUAAAACUCCUGGUUUGAUAUUAUAGCAUACCUAAUGUUUUGCUGGCCGUGAAAUCUGACUAGCUGUGUCCUGAAUUGUACACACAUUUGUUUGUUCAGUAUUAUGACUGCCUAGCCCCCCAAAAAAACAUAAGAGCAUAUACAGCUGGCUACUACUUUAAAUGCUUAAAAAGAUACAUGGAGUGGUUGCUCUUUGUCAGAGCCUUACAUUGAGAUCUAAAUAUAGGCCCUUAUUUCACUGCCAUGUGGUGAGAGCUUUGAAUUAGUCCUCUAUUCUCUUGUAAAACUUGAGUUUGAAUAAUUGAAAUGGCUGCUCUUGUUUUUAUGUUCACUUUUAUAUAAGCACUUGUUUAUCUGUACCUGGUUUACUGAUUUAAAAGUAAUCUGAAAUUA
Messenger RNA from Oncorhynchus gorbuscha (pink salmon), 2495 nucleotides. Its product is annotated as zinc transporter ZIP1-like. The record is from RefSeq and is a predicted model, not a curated record. Bases 650 to 1666 code for a protein of 338 amino acids. Gene Ontology annotation, molecular function: zinc ion transmembrane transporter activity. The transcript has 5 exons. NCBI's taxonomy places the organism in Eukaryota, Metazoa, Chordata, Actinopteri, Salmoniformes, Salmonidae. Gene Ontology annotation, biological process: zinc ion transmembrane transport. Gene Ontology annotation, cellular component: plasma membrane.